Morone saxatilis (striped sea-bass) is the source of this 1947-nucleotide messenger RNA. RefSeq names its product dnaJ homolog subfamily B member 9-like. The record is from RefSeq and is a predicted model, not a curated record. The transcript has 3 exons. Gene Ontology annotation, cellular component: endoplasmic reticulum. NCBI's taxonomy places the organism in Eukaryota, Metazoa, Chordata, Actinopteri, Moronidae. Gene Ontology annotation, molecular function: protein-folding chaperone binding; misfolded protein binding. The coding region runs from base 155 to 856 and encodes 233 amino acids.
AGCUUUCGUUUCGCAUCAGCUGGAGCUGUUGGCGGCUGAGAGAGAGGUAUCUUCGGGCUGUUUGUCACUCCGUCUCCAGGGGCGUGUGACACGUCGUUAACCGAGCUGUCAAACUGCUCCCUUCACAGCCUCAAAGGUGCCAAAACCAGCAGCCAUGGCCACAGCGCAGUCGGUGUUGCUUCUCGCAGUGCACAUUCUGCUCAUCUCAGAGUUCAUCCUGGCCAAGAGAGACUACUACGACAUACUGGGGGUGACCAAAGAUGCCACUGAGCGCCAGAUCAAGAAGGCCUUCCACAAGCUCGCCCUGAAGUACCACCCUGACCGAAACAAGGGCCCGGACGCCGAGGCGAAGUUCAGAGAAAUAGCUGAAGCUUACGAGACGCUAUCAGACGAUAAGAGGAGGCGAGAGUACGACCAGUUUGGUCACGGCCCGUCACCAGGGGAGGGCCACGGAGGAGGUGGACGAGGGGGAGGUGGCAACUACAACUUCAACGAGCACUACCAGUCCUUUAACUUCAACUUUGAUGACAUCUUCAAAGACUUUGACCAUUUUGGUCAGCAGCAACGACACCAGCACCACUUCCACUCCCAGAAUCAGGCCCACCAAAAGAGACACUUUGACAGCCACUUCCAGGCUCAUCGGGAGACUAUGAACAGACAGAGGAGGCAGUUUCAGCAGGGGGGCUUUGGCGGAGGACUCUUUGACGACAUGUUUGAGGACUUGGAGAAGAUGUUCUCCUUUAACACGCACAGUUCCAGGACUGAGAGCAGAUUCCAGGGUUCGGGAAAGCAGCACUGCAGGACAGUGACCCAGCGUAGGGGGAACAUGGUGACCACCUUCACCGACUGCUCCUGAGAGGAGCAGAACACGGCGCUCUAUGGGACACUGCUGGGUUUUUUCUGUUGUGGUUUUGGAAUUGAGUGCUAAUUUAUCACUUGGUGGAACACAGAAUGAUUUUGUGUGGCUUUUUUUUUUUUUGUAAUUUUCUGUGUGUAAUUUCCUUUUAGGAACAAAUAUCCAAGUCGGCCUGAUACACGGCUGCUUCCGAGCAAUAACUCACGCACAUUAUUGCUGAUAGCACGACACAAGUCUCAUGCUGAUUAAGAUACCUCCCCAUUAUUUAGCUUACCGUGUUCAUUAUGUUUACUUGUGUUCAUUUCUCAUGAUGGUACAAUCUGUUAGACUCAGGUAUGGCCUAAGGUUAAAAGAUAAUUUGAAUUAAAAAGAUUUUUUUCGGAGCAAUGAAGCAAUAAGAUUUUGUCAUUCUGCAGCUACUAAGGCCAUACUGUUAUUGUGCUCUUAACAUAAAUCUUUUGCUAAUGUAAAACCAGGCUUUGCUCAUCUAAACAUAGUAUACCCUGGCCUUGUACAUGCUUAAAGAUUACACAGUUUAAGUUUCACGGAUGUUGAUUCAUAGAACUUGCAUCAAAUUUUGCUGUGAAAGUGGAGCUACACAGAAGAUGUGCGCAAGUUGGCCAUUAUCAACUGUUACCUCGUUUUAAGUUUCUUUCUACAGAGUUGCAUCUACCUUCACUCAGUCAGGGUAGGAAAUCAACAUCAGUCCUAUGACAAAUGCUGGUAUACUAAGCCAAAGGCGAAGUGUGUGUCCUCUGAGCUGUUUUUUGUAACCAGUUGUUUUGAUGGUUAAAAGAAAACCCCGGGGUCAUCUGCCAGUGAAGCUGAACGGUCUGAAAAGUUUCCUGAACUGAUCAUAACGUGCAAUAUUUAGCACCUUUGCUCUUCAUGUUGCCUAUCUUUCAUAGACAGUGCUGUAUAAAUGUCAUUGUCUUAUGUCUGCACUUUGUGUGUGUGUGUGUGUGUGUGUGUGUGUGUGUGUGUGUGUGUGUGUGUUGUGAGUGAGAGAGUGUGUGUGUUUGUAUGCUGAGAGUGGCCUAAAUGUUGAUGUGGUUGCAUAAUAGUUGGAGAAUUAAAUAAAAAAGUUACAC